This is a messenger RNA of Suillus plorans, 1441 nucleotides long. Its product is annotated as eukaryotic translation initiation factor 6. Gene Ontology annotation, molecular function: ribosomal large subunit binding. NCBI's taxonomy places the organism in Eukaryota, Fungi, Basidiomycota, Agaricomycetes, Boletales, Suillaceae. Bases 459 to 1196 code for a protein of 245 amino acids. Gene Ontology annotation, cellular component: nucleolus; cytosol; preribosome, large subunit precursor. The record is from RefSeq and is a predicted model, not a curated record. Gene Ontology annotation, biological process: maturation of 5.8S rRNA; assembly of large subunit precursor of preribosome; ribosomal subunit export from nucleus. The transcript is spliced from 5 exons.
CCUUGACACUGUCCAGCAUUAUUUUUUCGACAUCCGUCGGAGGACCGAAGGAAUCCCCAGACAUCUUGCGGGCACGCAGGAUAGUCCUUGCAUUGAGUCCGUGACGGCAGUUUGACUGCCUGAGCCACAAAGACAGUCCAUUUGAACCAUACCUUGUAGCAAAUCGGAGCAUCAGUGGAAUUCGGUUAAGCAAAUUGAGUCAUCGGGACUUAAGGUGUCGAGUAAAAAUAGCGUCCGGGAGGAACUCAGGGAAGCGGAACCGCCGUGGGCCGUGGGCAGCCUGAUUACGAUUGACUCGUCAAUAUUUUGUAGAUUGGCCUUAUAUAAAAUUUCACGCACUCAGAUACUCACAACCUUCACAACCUCCGGCCGGAACCCAAGUACUAGCUUUUCUGUUUAUCUUCUUCUUAUAACUUCUGUAGAUUAGUAUUCUCCAACCCCUCAACAACCAACCAAUCAUGGCAACUCGUAUCCAAUUCGAAAACAGUAGUGAAAUCGGCGUGUUCUCAAAACUCACCAACAGCUACUGCCUAGCUGCAAUCCAAGGCAGUGCAAAUUUCUACUCGGCCUUUGAGGCUGAACUUGGCGAUGUCAUUCCCAUCGUGCAUUCUACGAUAGGCGGCACCCGCAUCGUCGGGAGAUUGACUGCAGGAAAUAGACAUGGUCUCCUCGUCCCUUCAACGACGACUGAUCAAGAACUGCAGCAUCUACGCAACUCCCUUCCUGACGCUGUGUCGAUCCAGCGAAUCGAAGAACGUCUAUCUGCGCUGGGAAACGUUAUCGCUUGCAACGAUUACGUUGCCCUCGUCCACCCUGACGUUGAUCGCGAGACAGAGGAAAUAAUCGCUGAUGUGCUCAAGGUCGAGGUUUUUAGGCAGACCGUCGCAGAUAACGUCCUCGUUGGAAGCUAUUGUGCGAUCUCAAAUCAGGGUGGACUUGUUCAUCCAAAGACGAGUGUUCAGGACCAGGAUGAACUAAGUAGCCUUCUGCAAAUUCCCCUCGUGGCUGGUACUGUCAACAGAGGUUCAGACGUUAUAGGUGGAGGUCUUGUCGUGAACGACUGGUGCGCGUUUACUGGACUUGACACUACCGCCACAGAGAUCAGUGUCAUCGAAGCUGCAUUCAAGCUUCAAGGACAAAAUUCUUCAGCUGUCAUUGGAGAGAUGCGGGAUUCUCUUAUCGAUAACUGGGCAUGAUUUCACCGUCACACAUCCUGUUACUGUUACAUAUACCUUCACGUCUACCUUCACACACUUGAAGCGCAACCUCAGUCUACAUCAUGAACUUUGUAUCUUUACGAUCUUUACGCUCAUAGUUGACAAUGGAAAAAACAGGGAGAGGAAUUUAUACUGGAGAAUAUGUUUUUUGUUCAAGUGUAUUGUCAGUUUCGCUGUUCUGGUAAGUAACAUGACACAGCGUUACGUGACAGUCGCGUGACGAA